Molecule: messenger RNA, 2416 nt
Organism: Morone saxatilis (striped sea-bass)
Lineage: Eukaryota; Metazoa; Chordata; Actinopteri; Moronidae
Gene: chst10
Product: carbohydrate sulfotransferase 10
Exons: 6
Coding region: 175-1275 (366 amino acids)
Biological process (GO): carbohydrate biosynthetic process; proteoglycan biosynthetic process
Cellular component (GO): membrane
Molecular function (GO): sulfotransferase activity
Source: RefSeq, a predicted model, not a curated record
CUUGUUUGUGAGCAGCGAGCAGUCGGAUGUUGUGAGGAACAACAGGGACGCAGCAGACUGGACGCGAUGGCAUCGUCCAACAUUUCCUGCGGAGUUUGUGCGGCUGUGAAGUGGCUGUAAACUUAACGAGAAGGUGGGAGCGCCGAGCAGUGUUGUUUCCAUGGCCGUCGGCUGAUGGGCGAAGCGAUGCGGCACCACUGGCUGCUCCUCGGGGCUUGCGGCUGGGUGCUGCUCAUCCUCAUGUUUGUCAGCAAGUUCAUCAGCUUCAGAGCUGUAGACGACUAUGGAGAGAGGGUUGGCGGUGCGAGUUGGACAGUGCCAGGCACCAAGGUGGUUAAACCCAUUCCUGUGUCCAGCCCAGAAAAAACAGCCCCAAAGCCAUCUGAUCAGCCCUCAGCCGAACCCACAGUGGCAGACUGGCAGUCAGUCGCUGAGAGGCGGAUCGAGUUGCUCUCAACUGUGUGUAAGAACAGCAGCCUCAGGAAUUUGACUCACGUCUCCAUCAGCAAGUUUGUCCUGGACCGCAUCUUUGUCUGCGACAAACACAAGAUCUUGUUCUGCCAGACGCCCAAAGUGGGCAACACGCAGUGGAAGAAGGUCCUCAUUGUGCUCAACGGAGCUUUCUCCAGUGUGGAGGAGAUCCCAGAAAACCUUGUUCAUGACCACGAGAAGAACGGCCUGCCCCGUCUCUCAUCACUCACGCCGCAGGAAGUUACUCACAGAUUAAACACUUACUUUAAGUUUUUCAUCGUGAGAGAUCCCUUCGAGCGCCUGAUUUCUGCAUUCAAAGACAAGUUUGUGAAGAACCCACGCUUCGAGCCUUGGUACAAGCAUGACAUCGCUCCCGCCAUCAUCCGUAAGUACCGCAAGAGCCACCGCGACAGCGACCUCGCCGCCUCGGGCCUGCACUUUGAGGACUUUGUCCGUUACUUGGGUGACGUGGAAGGGCGCCGCCGCAUGGACCGGCAGUUCGGCGAGCACAUUAUUCACUGGGUGACUUACGCGGACUUGUGCGCGCCGUGCGAAAUACACUACAGCGUGGUGGGCCACCACGAGACGCUGGAGCAAGACGCCCCGUACAUCCUCAAAGCAGCGGGCAUCGACCAGCUGGUGUCCUACCCAGCCAUUCCUCCAGGCAUCACCCGCUACAACAGGACCAAGGUGGAGCACUACUUCUCAGGCAUCAGCAAGCGGGACAUCAGGCGCCUCUACGCACGUUACCAGGGCGACUUCCACCUGUUUGGUUACCCGAGCCCAGACUUUCUACUGAACUAAAAUGAUUAACACUGACUAAAAGACAUGUUUUCUUAUAACCUCCUCGCUUUACUGAGACGGAGGUGUAUCGUAGCUGACCGUGUGCCACAGGGCUGGUUUGUUGCACACUGUAACGUAUUAGCAAUGGCUGAAAAGUGCUGCCUAAUAUUCACAUAUUUAACAGUUUGUUUGUUUUUAUGGAGAGAGUACGGGAACUUGUGUCACGAUACAGCGAAGAGAGAAAGAAAGUUGCAAAAACAUGGGAUGCGAGGACAAACAGCACAGUCACAUAAUGAGAUUCAGCAGUUCAGAUAAAAGCUGCCGAGUUUAUCUGUGUGUGUGUGUGUGAGGGGGGUGAAUUUAAAUAAUCAAAUACAGGUCAAGUAGAGAACUCAUUUGCUAUCUUAUAUUUAAUGUUAAUGACUUAUUUCUGUGCUCUGUAAUGCCAGGGAUACAGGCCCGUUAACCCUGUAAUGUAGCUAUUCUACUGCACUGUAUGGAUCACCAGUUUCAAUGAUUCAUCCUGUCGAGGUAAACUGCGGACAGCUGCGUUUUGACAUGUCGUGUCUUUUCUUGGACUUCUUGCCAUCGUGCUAGGGAGCAGGGGAAGACAGUCUAUCAGGGAUGCUCAUAUAUGAACGGCAAGAAUAUAACUGAUUUUUUUUUUUGCUUUACGUAAGUCAUAUGAGUGCCUCGUAAGACAGUAAAUUACUCUUGAAAUAUCACGAAAUAGCACCAAAAUGAAAUCAAAAAUUUGACUUUGGCACUGAAUUGAAGACCUCAGUCCUGCCCUGAUCCAUACUGUAGCCAUCGUUCCGGUUCUGCCUUUACUAAAACUGACAGUAUCAAAUUCUGUUGACUCCAUUUUAUUCAGCUGCUAAUUGCACUGGAACAUUGAAGGAAACUGGCACUGGAUUUUAAAGGGUCAUUUUUCUAUCAGAAACGUACUGUGUAAAUGUUCUUAACAUGACUUGCAACUCGACAUUUGUAUUACAUGUUGCUAUUUAUAAUAUUAUUAACCUGCUGACUGGUGGCACGGACGGUGCCUCGGUUGUAAAUGACAGCACUGCCUCCCUGCAGCCGCCUGGUGACCUUUUGGACAGGUGGACGUAAUACAAGACAACACUAGUUAGUAAUAAAGUUCCAUGUGAAAUCAGAAAAA